Messenger RNA from Rangifer tarandus platyrhynchus (Svalbard reindeer), 1674 nucleotides. NCBI's taxonomy places the organism in Eukaryota, Metazoa, Chordata, Mammalia, Artiodactyla, Cervidae. The record is from the annotation of a GenBank genome assembly.
AUGUCCGGCCCAGAGAUGGCCUGGGUGCCCGAGCCCCCAGCCAUGACGCUGGGGGCCUCGAGAGUGGAGCUGCGGGUGUCCUGCCACGGCCUCCUCGACCGAGACACACUCACCAAGCCCCACCCCUGUGUGCUGCUCAAGCUCCACUCCGAUGAGCAGUGGGUGGAGGUGGAGCGCACAGAGGUGCUGCGCUCCUGCUCCAGCCCCGUCUUCUCCCGGGUGCUGGCCCUGGAGUACUUCUUCGAGGAGAAGCAGCCCCUGCAGUUCCACGUGUUUGACGCCGAGGAUGGAUCCACCAGUCCCCGCAACGACACCUUCCUCGGCUCCACCGAGUGCACCUUGGGGCAGAUCGUGUCACAAACCAAGGUCACUAAGCCUCUGCUACUGAAGAAUGGGAAGAACGCGGGCAAGUCCACAAUUACGAUUGUGGCCGAAGAGGUAUCUGGCACCAACGACUAUGUGCAGCUCACCUUCAGAGCCCACAAGCUAGACAACAAGGACCUGUUCAGCAAGUCUGACCCUUUCAUGGAGAUCUAUAAGACCAACGGGGACCAGAGCGACCAGCUGGUCUGGAGGACGGAGGUGGUGAAGAACAAUCUGAACCCCAGCUGGGAGCCGUUCCGUCUGUCCCUGCACUCCUUGUGCAGCUGUGAUAUCCACCGGCCUCUCAAGUUCCUGGUGUAUGACUAUGACUCCAGUGGGAAGCACGACUUCAUUGGCGAGUUCACCAGCACCUUCCAGGAGAUGCAGGAAGGAACAGCAAACCCUGGGCAGGAGAUGCAGUGGGACUGUAUCAACCCCAAGUACCGGGACAAGAAGAAGAAUUACAAGAGCUCAGGGACCGUAGUGCUGGCCCAGUGCACGGUGGAGAAGGUGCACACUUUCCUGGAUUACAUCAUGGGGGGCUGCCAGAUCAGCUUCACGGUGGCAAUCGACUUCACAGCCUCCAAUGGGGACCCAAGGAGCAGCCAGUCCCUGCACUGCCUGAGUCCCCGCCAGCCCAACCACUACCUGCAGGCCUUGCGUGCAGUGGGAGGCAUCUGCCAGGACUACGACAGUGACAAGCGGUUCCCAGCAUUUGGCUUUGGAGCUCGAAUCCCACCCAACUUCGAGGUGUCCCAUGACUUUGCUAUCAACUUUGACCCAGAAAAUCCUGAAUGUGAAGAGAUCUCAGGGGUCAUUGCCUCCUACCGCCGUUGCCUGCCCCAGAUCCAGCUCUAUGGCCCCACCAACGUGGCCCCCAUCAUCAACCGCGUGGCGGAGCCAGCUCAGCGGGAGCAGAGCACUGGCCAAGCCACGAAGUACUCGGUGCUGCUGGUGCUCACGGACGGUGUGGUGAGCGACAUGGCUGAGACCCGCACCGCCAUCGUGCGCGCCUCCCGCCUGCCCAUGUCCAUCAUCAUUGUGGGCGUGGGCAAUGCCGAUUUCUCUGACAUGAGACUGCUGGACGGCGACGAUGGUACCUUGCGCUGCCCCCGAGGGGUGCCCGCGGCUCGCGACAUCGUCCAGUUCGUGCCGUUCCGGGACUUCAAGGACGCCUCACCCUCUGCGCUAGCAAAGUGUGUCCUGGCCGAGGUGCCCCGGCAGGUGGUGGAGUACUACGCCAGCCAGGGCAUCAGCCCCGGGCCCCCCAGGCCCUGCACGCCAGCCACGACCCCCAGCCCUAGCCCGUGA